Molecule: messenger RNA, 26340 nt
Organism: Coregonus sp. 'balchen'
Lineage: Eukaryota; Metazoa; Chordata; Actinopteri; Salmoniformes; Salmonidae
Source: the annotation of a GenBank genome assembly
AUGUCCCUGCCUGUCACAGCUGAGGAGGUGUAGAGGAGCGAUGAGCCCCAUGUUAGGAUGACUUAUGGUGUCUCACUUUGACUCUGAUAGAAAGGUAGAGUGUGUCUGCACAGACGGACCGAUGGAUGGAGAGGGGGAUCAAUUCUUACCUCUCCAUGUGUGAUCUUCAUCUUCCCUCCCCCCUGAACAGGGAUAUUUGGACACUUUGUACUCUCUCUCCUCUCUCUCUCCUCUCUCUCUCUCUCUCUCUCUCUCUCUCUCUCUCCCUCUCUCUCUCUCUCUCUCUCUCUCUCUCCCUCUCUCUCUGUAUGUGUGUGUGUUUCUUUAUGUACCAGUCUACAAAAGUUAUCAAAUUAAGAGCAUACAGUGCAUUGCAAAAUUAAUCAUCCCCCUUGGCGUUUUUUCCUAUUUUGUUGCAUUACAACCUGUAAUUUAAAUGGAUUUUUACUUGGAUUUCAUGUAAUGGACAUACACAAAAUAGACCAAAUUGGUGAAGUGAAAUAAACAAAAUAUAAUAUAAUAUAAUAUAAUAUAUAAUAUAUAAUAUAUAAUAUAAUAUAAUAUAAUAUAAAUAAUAUAAAAAAUAAAAUAACUUGUUUCAGAAAAGUGGUGCGUGCAUAUGUAUUCACCCCCUUUGCUAUGAAGCCCCUAAAUAAGAUCUGGUGCAACCGAUUACCUUCAGAAGUCACAUAAUUAGUUAAAUAAAGUCUACCUGUGUGCAAUCUAGGUGUCACAUGAUCUGAGUAUAUAUACACCUGUUCUGAAAUGCCCCAGGGUCUGCAACACCACUAAGGGCUCCCGAGUGGCGCAGCGGUCUAAGGCACUGCAUCUCAGUGCUUGAGUCGUCACUACAGACCCCCUGGUUCGAUUCCAGGCUGUAUCACAACCGGCCGUGAUUGGGAGUCCCAUAGGGCGGCGCACAAUUGGCCCAGCGUCGUCCGGGUUUGGCCGGUGUAGGCCGUCAUUGUAAAUAAGAAUUUGUUCUUAACUGACUUGCCUAGUUAAAUAAAGGUAUAAAAAAAUAAGCAAGGGGCACCACCAAGCAAGCGGCACCAUGAAGACCAAGGAGCUUUCCAAACAGGUCAGGUACAAAGUUGUGGAGAAGUACAGAUCAGGGUUGGGUUAUAAAAAAAUAUCCGAAACUUUGAACAUCCCACGGAGCACCAUUAAAUCCAUUAUAAAAAAAUUGAAAGAAUAUGGCACCACAACAAACCUGCCAAGAGAGGGCUGCCCACCAAAACUCACGGACCAGGCAAGGAGGGCAUUAAUCAGAGAGGCAACAAAGAGACCAAAGAUAACCCUGAAGGAGCUGCAAAUCUCCACAGCGGAGAUUGGAGUAUCUGUCCAUUGGACCACUUUAAGCCAUACACUCCAUAGAGCUGGGCUUUACAGAAGAGUAGCCAGAAAAAUAGCCAUUGCUUAAAGAAAAAAAUAAGCAAACACGUUUGGUGUUCGCCAAAAGGCAUGUGGGAGACUCCCCAAACAUAUGGAAGAAGGUACUCUGGUCAGGUGAGACUAAAAUUGAGCUUUUUGGCCAUCAAGGAAAACGCUGUGUCUGGAUCAAACCCAUCACCCCGAGAACACCAUCCCCAUAGUGAAGCAUGGUGGUGGCAGCAUCAUGCUGUCGGCAGGGACUGGGAAACUGGUCAGAAUUGAAGGAAUGAUGGAUGGCGCUAAAUACAGGGAAAUUCUUGAGGGAAACCUGUUUCAGUCUUCCAGAGAUUUGGGACGGAGGUUCACCUUCCAGCAGGACAAUGACCCUAAGCAUACUGCUAAAGCAACACUCGAGUGGUUUAAGCGGAAACAUUUAAAUGUCUUGGAAUGGCCUAGUCAUAGCCCAGACCUCAAUCUGUGGUAUGACUUAAAGAUUGCUGUACACCAGCAGCACCCAUCCAACUUGAAGGAGCUGGAGCAGUUUUGCCUUGAAGAAUGGGCCAAAAUCCCAGUGGCUAGAUGUGACAAGCUUAUAUAGACAUACCCCAAGAGACUUGCAGCUGUAAUUGCUGCAAAAGGUGGCUCUACAAAGUAUUGCCUUUUGUCUUAUUUCUUGUAUGUUUCACAGGAAAAAAUAUUUUGCAUCUUCAAAGUGGUAGGCAUGUUGUGUAAAUCAAAUGAUACAAACCCCCCAAAAAUCCAUUUCAAUUCCAGGUUAUAUCUGUAUACCCUCAAAUAAAAGGUAACAUUCUGUAUUGUUGCCUAGUAUGAAACAUUUGAUCUCAAAUCCAAAAUGCUGCAGUAUAGAUUCAAAUGUAAACAUUUUAGCUUCACUGUCCAAAUAAAUGAGAGAUCCAGACUGAGACCAUUGUGCAGAAAUGCAGGUUUUUAUUUACGCCUUAAUGUUCAUCAUUAAAAUUCAUUAGAAUUUCAUUAAGGUAUGUGAUGGCCGAAUGUUGUACAUUAAGGCUGGCAUUACUGGUAACUGAUGUUUUACAUUAUGGCUGGCUUACUCGUAUUUGUAAGUGUAGUAGAAGUUUCCACUACUAAGUUUGCAGGUUACGCUGUGACUGCCAGACAUGAGCUCAGUGUUGGUGCAGGUUCCCAGGAGGUCAUCGAAGUUUAGGUCCUUGUCCCAGAUCUCAAACUUCAAGGAAGCACUGGAUGGCACAUCCAGAAAGCUGAAUACGGCACUCCAGGAUGGAUUAUGAGUGUCCUUCUGCCAGUUUGUCAUGCCACCGGAUUCGCCACCACACCAAACCUUGACGUAGGGGUCAGGGUAAUUACCAGCAAUGUCCCCUUCAACCAUGCCGCUGGCAUGAAGGCCGAACACCCUGACGUUUGCACCAUGGACGCCGGCCAGCAUACAGAGAAACAGCAGUCCCAGAGAGCGGGAGGCCAUGGCUUUCAAAAGGGGAAAGCAAACUAAGAGAGGAAAAAAAAAUAGAAAAAUAGAGUUUAAAAAAACACUAAGUAAGAUACAACACUAACAGUCUUCAGAGAAGAGGAGCUACAACACUAACAGUCUUCAGAGAAGAGGAGAUACAACACUAACAGUCUUCAGAGAAGAGGAGAUACAACACUAACAGUCUUCAGAGAAGAGGAGAUACAACACUAACAGUCUUCAGAGAGGAAGAGAUACAACACUAACAGUCUUCAGAGAAGAGGAGAUACAACACUAAAUAUUCAGCGAAGAGGAGAUACAACACUAAAGGUCUUCAGAGAAGAGGCGAUACAACACUAACAGUCUUCAGAGAAGAGGAAAUACAACACUAACAGUCUUCAGAGAAGAGGAGAUACAACACUAACAGUCUUCAGCGAAGAGGAGAUACAACACUAAAGGUCUUCAGAGAAGAGGAGAUACAACACUAACAGUCUUCAGAGAAGAUGAGAUACAACACUAACAGUCUUCAGAGACGAGGAUAUACAACACUAACAGUCUUCAGAGAAGAGGAGAUACAACACUAACAGUCUUCAGAGAAGAGGAGAUACAACGCUAACAGUCUUCAUAGAAGAGGAGAUACAACAUUAACAGUCUUCAGAGAAGAGUAGAUACAACUCUAACCGUCUUCAGACAAGAGGAGAUACAAAACUAACAGUCUCAGAGAAGAGGAGAUACAACACUAACAGUCUUCAGAGAAGAGGAGAUACAACACUAACAGUCUUCAGAGAAGAGGAGAUACAACACUAACAGUCUUCAGAGAAGAGGAGAUACAACACUAACAGUCUUCAGAGAAGAGGAGAUACAACACUAAAUCUUCAGAGAAGAGGAGAUACAACCUACAGUCUUCAGGGAAGAGGUGAAAAAACACUAACAGUCGUCAGCGAAGAGGAGAUACAACACUAACAGUCUUCAGCGAAGAGGAGAUACAACACUAAAAGUCUUCAGAGAAGAAGAUAUACAUUAACAGUCCUCAGAGAAGAGGAGAUACAACACUAACAGUCCUCAGAGAGAAGAGGAGAUACAACACUAACAGUCUUCAGAGAAGAGGAGAUACAACACUAACAGUCUUCAGAGAAGAGGAGAUACAACACUAACAGUCUUCAGAGAAGAGGAGAUACAACACUAACAGUCUUCAGAGAAGAGGAGAUACAACACUAACAGUCUUCAGAGAAGAAGAGAUACAACACUAACAGUCCUCAGAGAAGAGGAGAUACAACACUAACAGUCUUCAGGGAAGAGGAGAUACAACACUAACAGUCUUCGGAGAAGAGGAGAUACAACGCUAACAGUCUUCAGAGAAGAGGAGAUACAACACUAACAGUCUUCAGAAAAGAGGAGAUACAACACUAACAGUCUUCAGAGAAGAGGAGAUACAACACUAACAGUCUUCAGACUAUAUAAAUACAAAUUAAGUCAAAAAAAGAGAGGAAGGAGAAGCAUGAUGUCAAUUUUCAAGGGAAUAAUUUUGUUAGUGGUACAAUAUGCAAAAUGCUAUAAAGUACACUUGUUACAGGACUCAUAAAAACUAUAUGAAGAUGAGAAUGUAGUAGAUCUUACCUGUGCUAUGUAGAGUCUGGAGAUGAGCGUCUGUAUCUCAGUGGAACCAACCAAUGAUGGUUUUUCCAAUGCCCAUUCACUGUUUAUAUAUACUUCAUUGUGCUUCCCCAAUUCAAAGGUAACCCUAGAUGGUCUGUUUUCAGUGAUGCCUCAACCAAUGAGAUUACACGGAGUCAGCGACGCCUACAAUACAAGCAAGCUUUCAGAGAAAUGACAGCCAGGCUUUAGACCAAUAAGGCUAUUCCAAGUUGCACAAUUAGACAAACAGAACUUGGCAUCAUCUCAGGGUUGUUGGCAUGAUAUCAGAUUAAUUAGAAGAAUCAGUUUUUUUUUUUAUAUGUUAUGGUCUCUGCUCCUGUGCUCUGGGCACUGUGCAGUGUGCACCUUCCCACUCGCACACAGACACCACCCCCUCCCCUGACACUUAAAACAACAAAUAGAUGAAAGAUCACUUCUUCCCCUCUGACAUCAAGCAGUUUCAACUGGCUAUUUGCAUUUGAGGUUUAGUCAUAUGGACACCGAAACACAUUGAGACAUUAUUUUACUGUAAUAGAUACCCUUUUUAUAUCUCAACUCCUAAAAUUCAGAACAGAACAGAACAGACCCUACUAAAACGGGAGUAUCAAUGAACAUGAUUGUGGAAAAUGAAUGCUAAAUUCUGUUGCGUGCGGCAUUGCGGUACCAUGUCAAUCUAGCAGCAUUUUUGCCACAGACUGUUAUGUGCUAGCUGUCUAGUCUGUGUUUUAUAAAUGUGCAAUGAACAUAAAAAAAAUAUGCAAUUGUAUACAUAGCCGCGGGAAGUAGGGGUGGUGAGGGUGCCGCAGCACCCCCUGAAAAAUCAGAAUAAAAACAAUAUAUAAUAAAACAAAAAAAGAUAGACAUACAGUUGAAGUCGGAAGUUUACAUACACCUUAGCCAAAUACAUUUAAACUCAGUUUUUCACAAUUUCUGACAUUUAAUCCUAGUAAAAAUUCCCUGUCUUAGGUCAGUUAGGAUCACCACUUUAUUUUUAAAAUGUCAGAAUAAUAGUAGAGAGAAUUAUUUAUUUCAGCUUUUAUUUCUUUAAUCGCAUUCCCAGUGGGUCAGAAGUUUACAUACACUCAAUUGGUAUUUGGUAGCAUUGCCUUUAAAUUGUUUAACUUGGGUCAAACGUUUCGGGUAGCCUUCCACAAGCUUCCCACAAUAAGUUGGGUGAAUUUUGGCCCAUACCUCCUGACAGAGCUGGUGUAACUGAGUUAGGUUUGUAGGCCUCCUUGCUCGCACAUGCUUUUUCAGUUCUGCCCACACAUUUUCUAUAGGAUUGAGGUCAGGGCUUUGUGAUGGCCACUCCAAUACCUUGACUUUGUUGUCCUUAAGCCAUUUUGCCACAACUUUGGAAGUAUGCUUGGGGUCCAAUUUGCGACCAAGCUUUAACUUCCUGACUGAUGUCAUGAGAUGUUGCUUCAAUACAUCCACAUAAUUUUCCUUCCUCAUGAUGCCAUCUAUUUUGUGAAGUGCACCAGGCCCUCCUGCAGCAAAGCACCCCCACAGCAUGAUGCUGCCACCCCCGUGCUUCACGGUUGGGAUGGAGUUCUUCGGCAAGAAAGCCACCCCGCUUUUCCUCCAAACAUAACGAUGGUCAUUAUGGCCAAACAGUUCUAUUUUUGUUUCAUCAGACCAGGGGACAUUUCUCCAAAAAGUACGAUCUUUGUUCCCAUGUGCAGUUGCAAACCGUAGUCUGGCUUUUUUAUGGUGGUUUCGGAACAGUGGCUUCUUCCUUCCUGAGCGGCCUUUCCGGUUAUGUCGAUAUAUGACUUGUUUUACUGUGGAUAUAGAUACUUUUGUACCUGUUUCCUCCAGCAUCUUCACAAGGUCCUUUGCUGUUGUUCUGGGAUUGAUUCGCACCAAAGUACGUUCAUCUCUAGGAGACUGUCACGAUCGUUAUACGGAGUAGACCAAGGCGCAGCGUGAUGAACGAACAUGUUUAUUUAUCUUUAGUGAUAAAUACUGACAAUAAACAAAACAACAAACGACUCGUGAAGUCCACGGUACAAAACACAAAACCAACUGGACAGAAGAACCCACCAUACAAGGACCAAGCAGCGUGUCCAGGAGCAGGCAGACUGGACAUGGGAGGAAGCGCCGGGAAAGGAGAUGGAGAGGUUGGCGAUGGCCCAGGUGGGCAAAUCGUGGUCCUGGGAGGACAUGCUCGGGGGCAAAGGGCCAUGGGCUAGGAUUAAGGCCCUGGCGAGAGAGGAGCAGCGGCGUCAGCAGUGUCAUCGUCGGACGGACGAGAGGCAACCCCAAAAAUUUUUUAGGGGGGGGCACACGGCAUGGGCGGCUGGGCAGCAGGAGGCUGCCACAGGGCGAUUUGGAGAGGAGGCCACCGGGUUUGGGGGGCCAGAAGGCAGGUUGGCGGAGCCUGGAUGGAGAGCGGAACCAACUUCCCGUACUCAGGCAUGGCAGCAUGGGACGGGGCAGGUUCCGCGGUAUGCGGAGCGGCGUACGGUGCCACGAGUGGUCCGGCAUAGUCCGGUACGUCCUGUGCGAGCACCCCGCACGUGUCGUGCGAAGGUGGGUUCUUCUGUCACGAUCGUUAUACGGAGUAGACCAAGGCGCAGCGUGAUGAACGAACAUGUUUAUUUAUCUUUAGUGAUAAAUACUGACAAUAAACAAAACAACAAACGACUCGUGAAGUCCACGGUACAAAACACAAAACCAACUGGACAGAAGAACCCACAAACACAAAGGGAAAAACAGACAGUUUAGAUAUGGCUCCCAAUCAGAGACAACCAGCCACAGCUGACACUCGUUGCCUCUGAUUGGGAGUCACUCAGGCCAACAUAGAAACAGAACAACUAGAACCCCCAACAUAGAAAUAUAACACAUAGAAUGAACACACCCUGGCUCAACAUAUAGAGUCCCAGAGCCAGGGUGUGACAGAGACAGAACGCGUCUCCUUCCUGAGCGGUAUGACGGCUGCGUGGUACCAUGGUGUUUAUACUUGCGUACUAUUGUUUGUACAGAUGAACGUGGUACCUUCAGGCGUUUGGAAAUUGCUCCCAAGGAUGAACCAGACUUGGCUGAUUUAUUUUGAUUUUCCCAUGAUGUCAAGCAAAGAGGCACUGCUUUUGAAGGUAGGCCUUGAAAUACAUCCACAGGUACACCUCCAAUUGACUCAAAUUAUGUCUAUUAGCCUAUCAGAAGCUUCUAAAGCCAUGACAUUAUUUUCUGGAAUUUUCCAAGCCGUUUAAAGCACAGUCAACUUAGUGUAUGUAAACUUCUGACCCACUGGAAUUGUGAUACAGUGAAUUAUAAGUGAAAUAAUCUGUCUGUAAACAAUUGUUGGAAAAAUGAUUUGUGUCAUGCACAAAGUAGAUGUCCUAACCGACUUGUCAAAACUAUAGUUUGUUAACAAGAAAUGUGUGGUUGAAAAACUAGUUUUAAUGACUCCAACCUAAGUGUAUGUAAACUUCCGACUUCAACUGUAUAUAAUAAAAUAAAAAAAGUAAAAUAAAAAUAUUUUAUCACAAAAAUAGUGCACUGGGCCUUUACUAGUCCUGUAUUAGCGGACAUAUAUAGACGUCUGUAUAAUUAAGAACAGUAUCUUGCAGGAAUCAAUAGUUGGAAUUGUAAGAGUUGUUGCCCUGUCCCUUUCUCUGUGAUCGUCAUUCUAAUGGAAUCCAGAAAGAACAAAACCCUGUCCUCAAACAUUUACAUCAAAAGGUUCAAAGUUAUGGGCAAAGACCCAAAAUAUCCACAUCAAAUAAAAUAUUUUUCUUGAUCAAAUAACAUAGAAAACCACCACUUUUUGUGCAGUAUUAUUUUACCGUCCUUACAAACCACUUAAUGUAAAUGUACAUUACUGUAUUGUACAGAGGCUGGUCAUCUAGGUUUCUACCUGUAGACUUUCUAUCACCAUGAAGAAAAACAAUGCACAACACAGUAAUUGAAUACAUUGAGAGAUUAAGUGGUUUGUGAUGAUGUGAUGUGAUGAUGUGGCUCAGUUGGUAGAGCAUGGCACUUGCAACGCUAGGGUUGUUGGGUUCAGUAUGAAAAUUUAUGAACUCACUACUUACUGUAAAUUGCUCUGGAUAAGAGUGUCUACAAAAAUGUAAAAGGAAUGAAUAGACCAUUUCAGUUUUCACAUAGAAAUAAGUUGCAUUUGCAAAGUAUUUCAAGAAACUGGAAAACAUACCAAGCAAGUCUUUUUAUAUUCCACAAGUAUUAUCAGAUUAACUGUUUUGUACAGAACAUUAUUACACUCAAGCUACAAAUGCUCGUAAACACUCAAAUAGAAAUCCCCCCCCCCCCCCUUCCCGCAUUUGUUUGUAUAAGGAAUUGGCACAUUGUUCUGAGAAAUAAGCUCAUUUUUAUCCACGUAGGCCACUUGAUUUCACCAUCUAAACAAAGUGAACAGACUAUGUUGUUCAAACAGUUGGAGACAGACAGGAGGGUGUAUUCAUAACAGUUCAACUGUUCUACCUUGUUAGCAAGCAAAUAGAUCCAAGUUGGCUAGACUUUAAAUAUAAACAUUUGCUGGCUACUCACUAGCAGUGGGCUUUUUUUGAGAAAUUGUUUGAAACCUGUGUUCAUUUUCUAUAAUGCCUGCUACCAGACGUUGGUCAUUAUUAGUGGAUGUGCAUGGUUCUGGUUACAUUUGUAACAAAAAAAUGGCAUUUACAUAGCAACACUUGAAAGCAGAUCAGGUGAUUAUUGAAAAAAAGCAGGUUAAACUAUUUUGAUAAAAUAAUACAAUUAUUAGUGGGUCUAAUGGUUGAAUGCUUAUAAUUAGCCUAGGUGUUAAUUUUACAAGCCCGAAAUUCAUGUCACGGUUUCGGCCGAGGCUGCUUUUCCUCCUUGUUCGGGCAGGCUUCGGCGGUCGUCGUCUCUGGAGUACUAGCUGCCACCGUUCUAUGUUUCGAUGUUCCUUUGGUUUGGUCUGUUUGUACACCUGUUCUUUGUUAGUGUUGAUUAUGUGCCCUAUAAGUUCUCUUAGGUUUUGUCAUGUGUUGUGUGUAAUUGUUUCGUGUCAGCUAGGCGUCAGUUUGUUCUCUCUCGUUCUGUUUUGUUUUGAGAGAGUGUCCGCACUGUGUGCGCAGUUUGGGUUACGCACUGUUUUCUGUGUGCGUAAUUUUUCGCUUGCCCUCCGGCUGGGAUUUUGCCGUGAGUCUUUUGUAUUGUUUGAUCCUCACUAAAGACUGUUGAAGAGCCUCUGUUGUCCUGCUCUUGAUUUCUGCACCACAUCUACGCUCAGCCCUUGACAGAAUUACACACCAUCAUGGAAUCAGCAGGAGCCGCCUCAUCUGUCGAGGCAAUCGAGGAGCGCCUUCGCGGACAGGAUAAAAAAAUCAGCUGGAUUGGGAACUCUCUCGAGGGGGUGGUGGAGACCCUCCGUAGAUGGGAGACCAGCGGGGCUCUCACGCAUCCACCCAUCGCACCAUCGCCAUCAGCCAGUCCGCCUGUUCAACUUCCGGAACCCAGUGGGAUUCGGCUCUCGCUCCCGAGGGCGUAUGAUGGCACCGCUGCCGGGUGUCAGGGUUUCCUUCUACAAGUCGAACUUUACCUAGCCACUGUACACCCGGUGCCCUCGGGAUACGAGAGCGUUUCCGCCCUCAUCUCCUGUCUCACCGGCAAGGCGUUGGAAUGGGCCAACGCCGAAUGGAGGAGGAUAGACGCCGCUACUAUCACAUAUGCGGAAUUCCCCCGCCACUUCCGGACUGUGUUCGACCAUCCACCAGAGGGGAAAGCGGCGGGGGAGCGUCUGUUCUACCUCCGGCAGGGGAUGAGGAGUGCCCAAGAUUUUGCACUGGAGUUCCGGACUCUAGCAGCUGAUGCAGGGUGGAAUGAGCGGGCCCUCAUAGACCACUUUCGCUGCAGCCUCAGGGAGGACGUCCGUAGAGAGUUGGCCUGCAGGGACACCACUCUCACCUUUGACACCCUGCUGGCCACCCGCGGACGCCCUGGGGGGGGGGGGUCGCCCAUUCCACCCUCCAGCACCUCCGAGUCGAGUCCCAUGGAGCUCGGGGGGGCUGGCGCUAGAGAACGGAGGAGAGGGAGUUCGAGGGGGGCUUUCCCCUGCACCAACUGUGGCCGUGGAGGACACACUGCGGCCAGGUGCUGGGGAGGGUCUCCUGAGGGACGAGACGGCAGGCCACGCGCUGGGGAGUCCUUCCUGGUGAGUAGGCGCCCCACUUACCCAGAGCUCUCUGUCGUGCACAUAACCAUACCUGUUUGUUUUUUACAGGUUGCACCUCGUUCCCAGCAUAAGGCGCUAGUAGAUUCAGGCGCGGCUGGGAAUUUUGUAGAUCGUAAGUUUUGUAAAGAGUUAGGGAUUCCUCUCCUUCCUGUUAAAGAUCCCUUCCCUGUACAUGCCCUAGAUAGCCGUCCGUUGGGAUCGGGGUUGAUUAGGGAGGUCACAGCGCCACUUACGAUGGAGACGCAGGGGGGUCAUGAGGAGACGAUUCAGCUAUAUCUGAUUGACUCUCCUGCGUAUCCGGUGGUGCUGGGGCUUCCCUGGUUGAUUACUCAUGAUCCCACUAUUUCGUGGCGAGAGAGGGCUCUUAAGGGGUGGUCUGCCCAGUGUGUGGGACGAUGUCUGGGUGUUUCCGUGGGGGCGACCUCGGUGGAGAGUCCAAACCAAGUGCCCGCAUUGCACAUUCCCCCCGAGUAUGAGGAUCUGGCAGUCGUGUUUAGCAAGGCAAGGGCGGCGCGAUUGCCACCUCAUAGACAGGGGGAUUGUGCGAUAGAUCUCCAGGCAGGAGCUGCGCUCCCGCGGAGCCAUGUGUAUCCGUUGUCGCAGGAGGAGAAGAGAGCUAUGGAGACAUACAUACAGUGGGGAAAAAAAGUAUUUAGUCAGCCACCAAUUUUGCAAGUUCUCCCACUUAAAAAGAUGAGAGAGGCCUGUAAUUUUCAUCGUAGGUACACGUCAACUAUGACAGACAAAAUGAGAAAAGAAAAUCCAGAAAAUCACAUUGUAGGAUUUUUAAUGAAUUUAUUUGCAAAUUAUGGUGGAAAAUAAGUAUUUGGUCAAUAACAACAGUUUCUCAAUACUUUGUUAUAUACCCUUUGUUGGCAAUGACACAGGUGAAACGUUUUCUGUAAGUCUUCACAAGGUUUUCACACACUGUUGCUGGUAUUUUGGCCCAUUCCUCCAUGCAGAUCUCCUCUAGAGCAGUGAUGUUUUGGGGCUGUCGCUGGGCAACACGGACUUUCAAUUCCCUCCAAAGAUUUUCUAUGGGGUUGAGAUCUGGGGACUGGCUAGGCCACUCCAGGACCUUUAAAUGCUUCUUACGAAGCCACUCCUUCGUUGCCCGGGCGGUGUGUUUGGGAUCAUUGUCAUGCUGAAAGACCCAGCCACGUUUCAUCUUCAAUGCCCUUGCUGAUGGAAGGAGGUUUUCACUCAAAAUCUCAUGAUACAUGGCCCCAUUCAUUCUUUCCUUUAUACGGAUCCGUCGUCCUGGUCCCUUUGCAGAAAAACAGCCCCAAAGCAUGAUGUUUCCACCCCGAUGCUUCACAGUAGGUAUGGUGUUCUUUGGAUGCAACUCAGCAUUCUUUGUCCUCCAAACACGACGAGUUGAGUUUUUACCAAAAAGUUCUAUUUUGGUUUCAUCUGACCAUAUGACAUUCUCCCAAUCCUCUUCUGGAUCAUCCAAAUGCACUCUAGCAAACUUCAGACGGGCCUGGACAUGUACUGGCUUAAGCAAGGGGACACGUCUAGCACUGCAGGAUUUGAGUCCCUGGCGGCGUAGUGUGUUACUGAUGGUAGGCUUUGUUACUUUGGUCCCAGCUCUCUGCAGGUCAUUCACUAGGUCCCCCUGUGUGGUUCUGGGAUUUUUGCUCACCAUUCUUGUGAUAAUUUUGACCCCACGGGGUGAGAUCUUGCGUGGAGCCCCAGAUCGAGGGAGAUUAUCAGUGGUCUUGUAUGUCUUCCAUUUCCUAAUAAUUGCUCCCACAGUUGAUUUCUUCAAACCAAGCUGCUUACCUAUUGCAGAUUCAGUCUUCCCAGCCUGGUGCAGGUCUACAAUUUUGUUUCUGGUGUUCUUUGACAGCUCUUUGGUCUUGGCCAUAGUGGAGUUUGGAGUGUGACUGUUUGAGGUUGUGGACAGGUGUCUUUUAUACUGAUAACAAGUUCAAACAGGUGCCAUUAAUACAGGUAACAAGUGGAGGACAGAGGAGCCUCUUAAAGAAGAAGUUACAGGUCUGUGAGAGCCAGAAAUCUUGCUUGUUUGUAGGUGACCAAAUACUUAUUUUCCACCAUAAUUUGCAAAUAAAUUCAUUAAAAAUCCUACAAUGUGAUUUUCUGAAUUUUUUUCUCUCAAUUUGUCUGUCAUAGUUGACGUGUACCUAUGAUGAAAAUUACAGGCCUCUCUCAUCUUUUUAAGUGGGAGAACUUGCACAAUUGGUGGCUGACUAAAUACUUUUUUUCCCCACUGUAGCUGAGUCUCUGAGACAGGGAUACAUACGGCCCUCCACUUCCCCUGCGUCCUCGAGCUUCUUUUUUGUGAAGAAGAAAGAUGGAGGUUUGCGCCCGUGUAUUGAUUACCGUGGUCUCAAUCAGAUUACUGUAAAAUACAGCUAUCCACUCCCUCUGAUUGCGACUAUGACGGAGUCAUUACACGGGGCAAGGUUCUUCACAAAAUUGGACCUCAGGAGCGCCUACAACUUGGUGCGCAUUAGGGAGGGCGAUGAAUGGAAGACAGCAUUUAGUACCACCUCGGGUCAUUACGAGUAUCUCGUCAUGCCAUACGGUUUAAUUAAUGCUCCGUCAGUCUUCCAAUCCUUUGUGGAUGAGAUUUUCCGGGACAUGCAGGGACAGGGGGUGGUCGUGUAUAUAGUGUAUAUUCUGGUGUACAGUUCUACCCGAGCCGAGCAUGUAGCCCUGGUGCGCCGAGUAUUGAGGAGACUGUUGGAGCACGACCUGUAUGUCAAGGCAGAGAAAUGUCUGUUUUUCCAGGAGUCGGUCUCCUUUUUGGGUUAUCAGUUGUCUGCGUCAGGGGUGAAGAUGGAGGUUGACCGUGUGUCAGCCGUGCGUAAUUGGCAAACCCCAACCACAGUUAAAGAGGUGCAGCAGUUCUUGGGCUUUGCGAAUUACUACCGGAGGUUUAUCCGGGGUUUUGGACAGGUGGCAGCUCCCAUCACGUCCCUUCUGAAGGGGGGUCCGAUGCGCUUACGGUGGUCAGUUGAAGCGGACAGGGCUUUUGGGAGACUGAAGGACCUGUUUACUUCGGCGCCGGUGCUGGCGCACCCGGAUCCCGCUUCACCAUUCCAAGUGGAGGUGGACGCGUCAGAAGCCGGUAUCGGAGCCGUUCUCUCGCAACGGUCGGCACGCCACCUAAACUCUGCCCCUGUGCCUUUUACUCGAAAAAGCUCAGUCCGGCGGAGCGAAAUUAUGACGUAGGGGACAGGGAGCUGUUAGCCGUGGUACAGGCCCUAAAGGUGUGGAGGCAUUGGCUUGAGGGGGCUCAACACCCUUUUCUCAUUUUGACUGACCACCGUAAUCUGGAAUACAUUCGGGCAGCUAGGAGACUAAAUCCUCGCCAGGCGCGGUGGACUAUGUUUCUAGCCAGGUUCGUGUUUAAGAUCACUUACAUUCCUGGGUCCCAGAACGGAAAGGCAGACGCCCUGUCUCGGCGGUAUGACACAGAGGAGAGGUCCGUUGAGCCCACUCCCAUACUACCGAAGUCUUGUUUGGUGGCACCGGUGGUGUGGGAGGUCGAUGCUGAAAUCGAGCGGGCGUUACGUACCGACCCUAGUCCUCCCCAGUGUCCGGUGGGUCAGACGUACGUUCCGCUCGAGGUUCGGGAUCGACUCAUUUAUUGGGCUCACACGUCACCCUCCUCUGGCCAUCCAGGUAUUGGUCGGACAGUGCACUGCCUUAGCACGAAGUACUGGUGGCCAACGUUAGCCAGGGAUGUGAGGGUUUAUGUUUCCUCCUGCUCGGUGUGUGCCCAGUGUAAGGCGCCCAGACAUUUGCCCAGGGGUAAGUUACAACCCCUGCCCGUUCCACAACGACCCUGGUCGCACCUCUUGGUGGAUUUUGUUACAGACCUUCCCCCCUCACAGGGGAAUACCACCAUUCUGGUCGUUGUGGACCGGUUCUCGAAGGCCUGUCGUCUACUUCCCAUGCCGGGUCUCCCUACUGCCCUACAGACCGCUGAGGCACUAUUCACCCACGUCUUCCGGCAUUACGGGGUACCCGAGGAUAUAGUGUCUGAUCGAGGGCUCCAAUUUACCUCCAGAGUCUGGAGAGCUUUCAUGGAACGCUUGGGGGUUUCGGUUAGCCUUACCUCGGGGUACCACCCGGAGAGCAAUGGGCAGGUCGAACGUGUGAACCAGGAUGUGGGUAGGUUUCUGAGGUCAUAUUGCCAGGGCCGGCCGGAGGAGUGGGCGAGGUAUGUUCCCUGGGCCGAGAUGGCACAGAACUCUCUCCGCCACUCCUCCACCAAACUAACUCCGUUCCAGUGUGUUUUAGGAUACCAGCCGGCUCUGGCACCUUGGCAUCAGAGCCAGAUCGAGGCCCCUGCGGUGGAUGAGUGGGUGCGGCGCUCUCGACCAGAAACCUGCCCCUCCGCCUGCCCUGCCGGAAGCUGGGUCGGUGGUUUGUGGGGCCUUUUAAAGUCCUGAGGAGGUUGAACGAGGUGUGUUACAGGUUACAAUUGCCUAUUGAUUACAAGAAUAUUAACCCCUCGUUCCAUGUGUCUCUCCUCAGGCCAGUGGUAGCUGGUCCACUCCAGGACUUUGAGAUAGAGGAGACUCCUCCGCCCCCGCCGGACAUCGAGGGGGCUCUGGCGUACAAUGUUCGGUCCAUCCUGGAUUCGAGACGCCGGAUUGGGGGGCUCCAAUAUCUCGUGGAGUGGGAGGGGUACGGCCAGGAGGAGCGGUGCUGGGUUCCGAGGAGGAACAUCUUAGACCCGUCUCUUCUGACCGAGUUCCAUCGUGGUCAUCCUACGCGCCCUGCUCCGCGUCCGCCUGGUCGUCCUCGAGGCCGGGGUCGGCGCACGGCUGGAGCCGCACGUCUAGGGGGGGGGGUACUGUCACGGUUUCGGCCGAGGCUGCUUCUCCUCCUUGUUCGGGCAGGCUUCGGCGGUCGUCGUCUCCGGAGUACUAGCUGCCACCGUUCUAUGUUUCGAUGUUCGUUUGGUUUGGUCUGUUUGUACACCUGUUCUUUGUUAGUGUUGAUUAUGUGCCCUAUAAGUUCUCUUAGGUUUUGUCAUGUGUUGUGUGUAAUUGUUUCGUGUCAGCUAGGCGUCAGUUUGUUCUCUCUCGUUCUGUUUUGUUUUGAGAGAGUGUCCGCACUGUGUGCGCAGUUUGGGUUACGCACUGUUUUCUGUGUGCGUAAUUUUUCGCUUGCCCUCCGGCUGGGAUUUUGCCGUGAGUCUUUUGUAUUGUUUGAUCCUCACUAAAGACUGUUGAAGAGCCUCUGUUGUCCUGCUCUUGAUUUCUGCACCACAUCUACGCUCAGCCCUUGACAAUUCAUUAGAUUAUUCCCGACUGGUUGAAAUGCAGUGUAUUAACCGUUUAAUUGUGCAACAAAGCUUAUUUAGAAGAAAUAUAUAUAUAUAUAUAUAUAUAUAUAUAUAUAUAUUCAGACCCCUUGACUUUUUCCACAUUUGGUUACUCUACAGCCUUAAUCUAAAAUUGAUAAAAUAUUACCUACACACAAUACCCCAUAAUGACAAAGCGAAAACAUGUUUUUAGAAAUUUUAGCAAAUGUAUUAAAAAUAAAAACAGAAAUACCUUAUUUACAUAAGUAUUCAGACCCUUUGUGAUGAGACUCGAAAUUGAACUCCAGUGCAUCCCGUUUCCAUUGAUCAUCCUUGAGAUGUUUCUACAACUUGAUUGGAGUCCACCUGUGGUAAAUCUAAUUGAUUGGACAUGAUUGGGAAAGGCACACACCUGUCUAUUUAAGGUCCCACAGUUGACAGUGCAUGUCAGAGCAAAAACCAAGCCAUGAGGUCGAAGGGAUUGUCCGUAGAGCUCCGAGACAGGAUUGUGUCGAGGCACAGAUCUGGGGAAGGGUACCAAAACAUUUCUGCAGCAUUGAAGGUCCCGAAGAACACAGUGGCCUCCAUCAUUCUUAAAUGAAAGAAGUUUGGAACCACCAAGACUCUUCCUAGAGUUGGCCGCCCGGCUAAAGUGAGCAAUCGGGGGAGAAGAGCCUUAGCCAGGGAGGUGACGAAGAACCCAAUGGUCACUCUGACAAAUCUCUAGAGUUCCUCUGUGGAUACGGGAGAAUCUUCCAGAAGGACAACCAUCUCUGCAGCCCUCCACCAAUCAGGUCUUUAUGGUAGUGGCCAGACGGAAGCCACUCCUCAGUAAAAUGCAUAUGACAGCCCGCUUGGAGUUUGCCAAAAGGCACCUAAAGACUCUCAGACAAUGAGAAACAAGAUUUCCUGGUCUGAUGAAACCAAGAUUGAACUAUUUGGCCUGAAUGCCCAGCCAGAGCCCGGACUUGAACCCGAUCGAACAUCUCUGGAGAGACCUGAAAAUAGCUGUGCAGCAACGCUCCCCAUCCAACCUGACAGAGCUUGAGAGGAUCUGCAGAGAAUCUGGAGAGAGCUUGAGAGGAUCUGGAGCGUGCAAUUGUAUUUCUGUUCAGUGUAUAAAUAACAAAUAAUAUGUGAAAUAUCCCCCUCCUUUUUAGAUACAUCCUUCCUUUCCUCUCUUUGUACCCCUGCAUGUUUUACUUGUCAAAUGUUUGCAUUUGCAUUUCAAAAAGCAGCCAAAGGCUUUGUCUGCCAAACUUUAUUCCAAGCUACAUUUAUUUUCCAUCCCCCCCAGGUGACGAUCAUCAUCUACCUGUCAGUGGUGGGCUCUCUGCUACUCUACAUGUUGUUCCUGCUGCUGGUUGAACCUCUCAUCCGUAAACAUGACCCCUACAUCCAACCCCUUCACAACGAGGAGGACUCUGAGGUAUAUGAACAGAUAUACACCACACAGAGGAAACAAACUGGGGUUAGUAGGUGAAGAUAUGGUCUCUGCUUCUUAACAUCUGCAACACAAUGUUACGUCUGUCGGGAGGAUGUGGGAUGUGAGGGUUAUGAGGAACAAUUCUACAGGUUUGCUGGUUUUUGCGUCACUAAUGAAUAGGUGUGUGUACACACACACACUCUCUCUCUCUCUCUCUUUCUCUCUCUCUCUCUCUUUCUGUCUCUGUCUCUGUCUCUGUCUCUGUCUCUGUCUCUGUCUCUGUCUGUCUCUCUCUCUCUCUCUCUCUCUCUCUCUCUCUCUCUCCCCCCCCCCCCCCCCCUUACAGGACAUGCGGCCGCAGCCUGAUUGUGCUGCUGCUGCCCAGGGAGGCAGAGGUAACACGGUACUGGAACGGGUAGAGGGGGCCCAGCAUCAUUGGAAAAAAACAGGUCCAGGAACAGCGCAAGAAUGUCUUUGACCGACACAAGAUGCUUAGUUAAACCCCGAUGUCUGACUUCAGAUCAGAGGCUAGAGUCACCUCCCAAGCUUUGUCCACAUCUGCUGCUGUUGUACUGUCAUUAGCUACAUUGUUGUUGUUCAGGAUUUCAGUUCCUUUGCCAUUUCAGUACGUUCCCAGCACAUUUAGGAUUGUUUAUGAGCGUUACGGUAAUUCUGUUUGGAACGGUCGCUGGUCCAAUGUCCUUUGUUACCAAAAUGGUGGUUGCUGUCAUGAGAAUAUAGAUGUGUAUCAAAAUGAGGAGUAUAGCCAAACAGCAUAGUGUAAGUUGUGGUUGCAUCUUCAUCUCUGCAUCAUCUGCAUGGAAAGAUCAAACGGAAAAUGGAUCUGGAUAUAUUGCAAACACAGUAUCAAAAAUAAGCUGAUUAAGAAUAUUUUUAACAAGCUUAAGCACCUUUUUUAAAAUCAUUUUUAAUCCUCAUUGUAACAUUGUUGUAUUGUGAAGCUACCUCAGCGCACCAGAUACUUUAGGUAGGCUGAACGCUUGUGAAUGAUAGGCUCACUAAAUAGGCUGCCGGUAUGUAAUUGGUUACCUUAAUUAUUAGCUGGUGCCAAGCAAUGUUCAUUCCUUAGUUUAAGCACUGUUUAUCAGAACCACAGCUCACUGCUUGUGGUUCAUUUUGCACUUCGUGAUGAUAUCCUUUGCACUUAAAGACACAAGAAAGGAAAAGGUAUUCCUUUAUUUAGCCAUGUAAUGAUGAUUGAUAGUUUGGCUGGCUUUGAAAUAUUUGUUGUUUGAGAGGCUGUCUCUACCUGGAGUGGACACAGACAAGUGACACCUCUGAGGAUGCUAAAUGUGAAUGGCUUAGCUUUUAACGCUCAUUGUAAUGUAUUAAUUAACUGUAGAAUCACUGGUUAAUGUUUUCUGGAAUCACUGGAAUGCCAAAGGGCUUUAUAUGAUUCCAGAGUGGAAUGUUGCAGUCAGUGGAUUGUCUCACAUUCCAUUAACUAGCACUAACUGAGGCUAUGUGCAAUGUGUGUGCAGGGGGGUUAUUUCCAGUCACAGGUCAAGUUAUGCUAGCCUGCUUUACCUCAAACACACACACAUUGAGAAUUGAUUAAAAUGUCUGUUUAAUUAUUUAAUUAUUAUUUAAUUUAUGUUUUAGCUGAUGUAUUUUAAAGCAGAUGUACUCUUAAUUGACAUUGUUUUGAUAUGAUAGGCCUGUAUGUUGAUGUUAAAGACAUCAACUGAUAUGUGUGUUUUGAUAUAGGCUAGGAUUUUAUUACAUUGUUUAUCAUUUCAUUUAGACUCUGUUAUCAGAUCUUGCAAUGUUGAAAGAAUGUCUGUGUAAUUGUCUACAUCAUGCUUGGAAAACAGUAAAAAUGUCCCUUGGUUGAGCUUAUAUUAUCCUGUUAUUUGGUGAAAUCUGUGUAACAUAGUUUGACUGAAGCUGCUUAUGUAUUUAUAGAUGACGUUAGACCCCUUGUUGUCACUUGAGUUACCUGCCGCCAUAGCCCUCAUCUUCAGUUGUGCCUGUACUACUCAUGACCACUAGAUGGCCACACAGCACAUAAUCAUUUGGAAAUGUAUAUAGGCCUAUGUUAGGUACAUUAUUAACUGGGCCUGGGGCCCAUGAUUUAUAACACCGCACCAUUCACAUUUUGUCAAUACAACACUUAGCUUUAGUCCAUGACCAUAAUGUAUUUUUUAUCUUUGACUUAGAGAGCUAUUUUCUUUGUACUUUUUAACUAAGAUUGAGGUGGCGAGAGUAUUGAGGGUGACUAACAGGGUAGGGGUGGAUGGGGGGUAUUGGGGGUGGAUGGAGGGUAUUGGGGGUGGCUAAAGGUACGGAAGGGUGGGGUUGAGAGGCAGAGAUGGGGGUAGAGGGUGGGGUGGAGGGUUGAGAGGCUGGGGGGAGGUAGGGGGUAGAAGGGGGAAGAAGGUCAGGGGAGUCCUCCUGAGGCAGAGGAGAGAGGGAGGGAAAGAGCUGUGGAUGUUCUUUCUUGCCUUCAGUGGCCAGAGCAUUGCUGCACUGUGACACAGUGCAGAUGAAGGAGAGUGUUUCUACCAUAGAGUGCCAACCCAAACUAGUCUACAGUAUAAACAUUCUUCAUCUGAACAGCACAGCGAGUGGGCAGCCUGGAACACAGAGGUUGCUUCCCAAAUGGCACCCCCUCCCUACUGCCUGUGGUCAAAAGCAGUGGUGGAAAAAGUACCCAAUUGUCAUACUUGAGUAAAAGUAAAGAUACCUUAAUAGAAAAUGACUCAAGUGCAGGUCACCCAGUAAAAUACUACUUGAGUAAAAAUCUAAAAGUGUUUGGUUUUAAAUAUAUUUAAGUAUCAAAAGUAAAUGUAAUUGCAAAAAUAUACUUAAGUAUCAAAAGUAAAAGUAUAAAAUCCUUAUAUUAAGCAAACCAGACGGCACCAUUUUCUUGUUUUUUUAUUGAUUUACGGAUAGCCAGGGGCACACUCCAACAUUCACACGAUUUACAAACAAAGUAUGUGUUUAGUGAGUCCGCCAGAUCAGAGGCAGUGGGGAUGACCAGGGAUGUUCUCUUGAUAAGUGUGUGAAUUAGACAAUUUUCCUGUCCUGCUAAGCAUUCAAAAUGUAACGAGUACUUUUGGGUGUCAGGGAAAUUCUAUGGAGUGAAAAGUACAUUAUUUUCUUUAGGAAUGUAGUGAAGUAAAAGUAAAAGUUGUCAAAAGUAAAGUAAAGUAAAGUACAGAUAACCCAAAAAACGUGUGUAUUAAGUGUGUUUAAAAGGUUUGAUAAUAUUCUGGGUCGGUAGUGCAGCUGUCCUGUGUCAUCACACUGGGUGACUGGGACACACUGCUGCUGAGCUGCCAGGGGAUUUCUUACAUAGCUCCCUCUAGAGGUGGGAAUGAGAAGGGUGGGGAAGACUACACACAUCAGGGCCCUCAUAGCAGAUUCAUGGUCUGUUUAAAGGGAUGGGGUGACAGGGAAAUUCUUGGUCUGUUUAAAGGGAUGUGGUGACAGGCAGAUUCAUGGUCAGUUUAAAGGGAUGGGGUGACAGGCAGAUUCAUGGUCUGUUUAAAGGGAUGGGGUGACAGGCAGAUUCAUGGUCUGUUUAAAGGGAUGGGGUGACAGGCAAAUUCUUGGUCUGUUUAAAGGGGUGGGGCUACAGGCAGAUUCAUGGUCUGUUUAAAGGAAUGAGGUGACAGGCAGAGGGUAUGGCUGUCCACUCGGGAUCUGCCCCUCCGGGUGGAGUCCCGCAAACUUUCCCCCCGUUUUAUCGGCCCUUUCCCCAUCUCUAAGAUUCUCAGUACCCGCUGCUGUUCGUCUUCUGUUGCCCCGCACCCUCCGUAUACAUCCCACUUUUCAUGUAUCAAGGAUUAAACCUCUGUCUCACAGCCCUCUGUCUCCACUUUCCUGCCGUCCUGUACCUAUCUGACUCUGACCUGGUUUACGAAAUUCUGCCUGCCCUGACCCUGAGCCUGCCUGCCGUUCUGUACCUUAUUGACUCUGCCCUGGAUUACUGACCUCUGCCUGCCCUUGACCUGUCGUUUGCCUGCACCCUGUUUUGUAAUAAACAUCUCUGAUUCGAACUGUCUGCAUCUAGGUCUUAUCCUGAGUCCUGAUACUAAUUAUUUAUGAUGUGUGUACUUUUGUCCAUGCUCAGUAACUGCCUCCAUGUAGUGGAGCCCAUGCCAGUGCAGGGCCAUGAUGUGGAGGCCUACUGUCUGCUGUGUGAGUGCAAGUAUGAGGAACGCAGCAGCAACACCAUCAAUGUAUUACUGACCCUUUACAAUGACACACAGAGUUGAUUUCAACUGAUAUUACCUGGUAAAAAUGGACAGGUUUUAAUGCUAAAAAGACUAUGGUAUAAGGAAGGAGUAUGAUAUUCAAGAAGUUACAUCCAUUACUAAAGGAACAGAUUGACUGGCUAUCCAUACAGCAGACACUCCCCUCCAUAUUUAUUUGGAUUUAAAUGUGGCUCUAUACCCCAACAUUUUGGAUUUGAGAUUUUUUUUACAUUAUAUGAGGCGACAGUACAGAAUGUCACCUUUAAUUUAAGGAUAUGUUCAUACAUAUCUGUUUUAGUGUUGCACAGUAUACCAGUACCACGGUAAUAUCACGGUACCAAAACGUCAUGAUACUUAUGAUACCAACAUUUUAGAAUACCGUAGUACCGUUUCAUAAGAUACUACCACAUCUUUCAGCCCUAUUGAUUUAGUCAGCCUCUGAGUGCCAGAGAGGAAAAAUGGAGCACAGCUUCGCGACAGGCAUGCUUACAGCUUUACAACAAUGAAAAUGUCUCUAGCCCAUUCAAAACAUAUGGCCCAUAUUACGGAGCUACCUUUUUUCAAUCUGUCGCGGAUUUUCUCACAUUUUAUAUAAUUUCGCAAACCAUGUCGCGGGCUGUUUUAAACUAAUCCCGGGCCACUAAUUAUUGGUUUGAUAAUAAACAACCUUGUUCAGUCAUGUGUUUCAGAUUAUAUUUUUCUAAAUAGGAACUGAAUGGUGGAGAAUGUAUUGUGUCAUUUUGGAGUCACUUUUAUUGUAAAUAAGAAUAGAAUAUGUUUCUAAACACUUCUACAUUAAUGUGGAUGCUACCAUGAUAACGGAUAAUCAUGAAUGAAUCGUGAAAAAUUAUGAUCAUACCCACAAAAUCAUGAAUAAAGACCAUAUGUUACCGCUAAAGAAAUGCUAACCUCUCACUAUUACCAAUAAUACUUUAUGGGGGGUAUGAUAUUUGUGCCUCUAACUUUCUCAUUAAUCUUUAUUCACAAUUCAUUCAUGAUUAUUCCUAACCAUGGUAGCAUCCACAUUGAUGUAGAAGUGUUCAGAAACAUAUUCUAUUCUUAUUUACAAUCAAAAUGACUCCAAAAUGACAGAAUACAUUUUUCACCAUUAAGUUCCUAUUGGGCAAAACAUAAUCCGAAACACAAACAAAACAAACAGCAUAUGCAUCCAAGAAGUUUGUAGUGUCACAAGCUUGAUGUAGUCAUCGCGUGCUAGGAAUAUGGGACCAAAUACUAAACUUUUGACUACUUUAAUACACUAUAAGAGAAUUGUGCUUUCAUUUCUAAGCAGUAAAACAGAUACAGAUGUAGGAUCUUAAUUUGACCAGUAUUGUCUUUGCAAAAUAAUCCUGCAGCAACAGGAUUUGAACCUUUUGUCCAUAAUGUGCUUGAUCAGUGGUUAAACUAUUAGCUAGACAAAAGUAGACUUUAUGAAAGUGCAGUACUGUUAAUAUAACCUUGGUUUAGUGUGGGUUUUCAGUGAAUUUAUGCGGUGUAGGAAAAUUGUCAGCAACAAAAGUGAUCAAAUUAAGAUCAUACAGUGCCUUGCAAAAGUAUUCAUCCCCCUUGGCAUUUUUCCCUAUUUUGUUGCAUUACAACCUGUAAUUUAAAUGGAUUUUUAUUUGAAUUUCAUGUAAUGGACAUACACAAAAUAGUCCAAAUUGGUGGACCUGCCAAGAGAGGGCCGCCCACCAAAACUCACGGACCAGGCAAGGAGGUUUUGACUUUGGGGGGGUGAAUAGUUAUGCACGCUCAAGUUUUCUGUUUUUUAGUCUUAUUUCUUGUUUGUUUCACCCCAAAAAAUAUUUUGCAUCUUCAAAGUGGUAGGCAUGUUGUGUAAAUCAAAUGAUACAAACCCCCCAAAAAUCCAUUUUAAUUCCAGGUUAUAUCUGUAUACCCUCAAAUAAAAGGUGGCAUUCUGUAUUGUUACCUAUUAUGAAACAUUUGAUAUCAAAUCCAAAAUGCUGCAGUAUAGAGACAAAUUUUAACAUUUUAGCUUCACUGUCCAAAUAAAUGAGAGAACCAGACUGAGACCAUUGUGCAGAAAUGCAAGUUUUUAUUUAGGCCUUAAUGUUCAUCAGUAAAAUUCAUUAGAAUUUCAUUAAGGUAUGUGAUGGCCGAAUGUUUUACAUUAUGGCUGGCUUACUGGUAACUGUAAGUGUAGUAGAAGGUUCCACUACUCAGUUUGCAGGUUAUGCUGUGACUGCCAGACUUGAGCUCAGUGGUGCAGGUUCCCAGGUGGUCAUCGAAGUUUAGGUCCUUGUCCCAGAUCUCAAACUUCAAGGAAGCACUGGAUGGCACAUUCAGAAAGCUGAAUACGGCACUCCAGGAUGGAUUAUGAGUAUCCUUGUGCCAGUCUGUCAUGCCACCGGAUUCGCCACCACACCAAACCUUGACAUAGGGGUCAGGGUAAUUACCAGCAAUGUCCCCUUUAAGGCCGCUGGCAUGAAGGCCGGACACUCUGACGUUUGCACCAUGGACGCCAGCCAGCAUACAGAGAAACAGCAGUCCCAGAGAGAGGGAGGCCAUGGCUUUCAAAAGGGGAAAGCAAACUAAGAGAGGGAAAAAAUAGAGAAGAGGAGAUACAACACUAACAGUCUUCAGAGAAGAGGAGAUACAACACUAACAGUCUUCAGAGAAGAGGAGAUGCAACACUAACAGUCUUCAGAGAAGAUCUCUAUUUGCACAUAAUCUCUUGCACAUCUAGCAUUCCAGUGUUAAUACUAUUGUAAUUAUUUUGCACUAUAGCCUAUUUAUUGCCUUACCUCCAUAACUUGCUACAUUUGCACACACUGUAUAUAUAUUUUCUGUUGUAUUUUUGACUUUAUGUUUUUUACCCCAUAUGUAACUUUGUGUUGUUUUUAUUGCACUGCUUUGCUUUAUCUUGGCCAGGUCGCAGUUGUAAAUGAGAACCUGUUCUCAACUGGCUUACCUGGUUAAAUAAAGGUGGAGGAAAAAAUAAAUAAAAAAGAUGAGAUACAACACUAACAGUCUUCAGAGAAGAGGAGAUACAACACUAACAGUCUUCAGAAGAAGAAAAAUACAAAUUAAGUCAGAAAAAGAGAUGAAGGACAGGCAUUAUGUCAAUUUUCAAGUUAAUCAUUUUGUUAGUGGUACAAUAUGCAAAAUGCUAUAAAGUACACUUGUUACAGGACUCAUAAAAACUAUAAGAAGAUGAGAAUGGAGUAGAUCUUACCUGUGCUAUGUAGAGUCUGGAGACAAGUGUCUGUAUCUCAGGGGAACCAACCACUGAUGUUUUUUCCUACGCCCAAUCGCUGUUUAUAAAUACUUAAUCGGGUAACCCACAGAUGGUCUGUUCUCAGUGAUGCCUCAACCAAUGAGAGCACAUGGAGGCAGCAGCACCUACAGUACAAGUGUUAAAUGUUAACCUUUAAUGCUGAUUAAACGACGGCCAGGCUUUUGACCAAUAAGGCAAUUCCAAGUGGCAAAUUUAGACAAACAGAACUUGGCAUCAUCUCAGGGUUGUUGGCAUCAUCUCAGUUACCACCUGCCCUUGAGCCACUUAACCCCCAACCUGCUCCAAGCGCUGCUCUGUGCCAUGUGCAGCACUGGGUCAGCCACAGAGCAUCACCUCUGGAGCAGGUUAAGGGUUAAGUGGUCUGCUCAAGGCCCCUCUGAGUAGGUGGCACCUGUUUUCGACAAAUAUCAUAAUUAUGUAAUGUAUACAUACAUUUCUAUUGUGUUGUCUAUUCUACACUGAACAUAAAUAUCAACACAACAUGUAAAGUGUGGGUCCCAUGUUUCAUGGGCUGAAAUAGAAGAUCCCAGAAAUGUUCCAUACGCACAAAAAGCUUAUUUAUCUCAAAUUUUGGGCACAACUUUGUUACGUCCCUGUUAGUGAGCAUUUCUCCUUUGCCAAGAUAAUCCAUCCACCUGACAGGUGUGACAUAUCAAGAAGCUGAUUAAACAGCAUGAUCAUUACACAGGUGCCCCUUGUGCUGGGGACAGUAAAAGGCCACUCUUAAGUUUUGUCACACAACACAAUGCCACAGAUGUCUCAAGUUUUGAGGGAGCGUGCAAUUGUAUUUCUGUUCAGUGUAUAAAUAACAAAUAAUAUGUGAAAUAUCCCCCUCCUUUUUAGAUACAUCCUUCCUUUCCUCUCUUUGUACCCCUGCAUGUUUUACUUGUCAAAUGUUUGCCUUUGCAUUUCAAAAAGCAGCCAAAGGCUUUGUCUCCCGAACUUUAAUCCAAACUACAUUUAUUUUCCAUCCCCCCCAGGUGACGAUCAUUAUCUACCUGUCAGUGGUGGGCUCUCUGCUACUCUACAUGUUGUUCCUGCUGCUGGUUGAACCUCUCAUCCGUAAACAUGACCCCUACAUCCAACCCCUUCACAACGAGGAGGACUCUGAGGUAUAUGAACAGAUAUACACCACACAGAGGAAAAACACUGGGGUUGGUAGGUUAAGAUAUGGUCUCUGCUUCUUAACAUCUGCAACACAAUGUUACGUCUGUCGGGAGGCUGUGGGAUGUGAGGGUUAUGAGGAACAAUUCUACUGGUUUGCUGGUUUUUGCGUCACUGAUUAACAGGUGUUUGUAACGUCUUGUACACACACUCACUCUCUCUCUCUCUCUCUCUCUCUCACUUUCUCUCUCUCUCUCUCUCUCUCGCUCGCUCGCUCUCCCCCCCCCCCCCUACAGGACAUGAGGCCGCAGCCUGAGUAUGCUGCUGCUGCCCAGGGAGGCAGAGGUAACACGGUACUGGAACGGGUAGAGGGGGCCCAGCAGCGUUGGGAAAAAAAAGGUCCAGGAUCAGCGCAAGACUGUCUUUGA